Hyalella azteca is the source of this 243-nucleotide messenger RNA. RefSeq names its product tubulin alpha chain-like. Gene Ontology annotation, biological process: microtubule cytoskeleton organization; mitotic cell cycle. Gene Ontology annotation, molecular function: structural constituent of cytoskeleton; GTP binding. NCBI's taxonomy places the organism in Eukaryota, Metazoa, Arthropoda, Malacostraca, Amphipoda, Hyalellidae. The transcript is spliced from 2 exons. The annotation marks the transcript as partial. The record is from RefSeq and is a predicted model, not a curated record. Gene Ontology annotation, cellular component: cytoplasm; microtubule.
GACGCCGCUAAUAACUACGCGCGCGGUCACUACACCAUCGGCAAGGAGAUCGUCGACGUCGUGCUGGAACGCACUCGUAAACUCGCUGACCAGUGCACCGGUCUGCAGGGCUUCCUGAUCUUCCACUCGUUCGGAGGCGGUACGGGCUCGGGUUUCACUUCGCUGCUUAUGGAGCGUCUCUCUGUUGAUUACGGCAAGAAAAGCAAGCUCGAAUUCGCCAUUUAUCCUGCACCUCAGGUGUGA